Molecule: messenger RNA, 6336 nt
Organism: Panonychus citri (citrus red mite)
Lineage: Eukaryota; Metazoa; Arthropoda; Arachnida; Trombidiformes; Tetranychidae
Source: RefSeq, a predicted model, not a curated record
AGAGGGAGGGAGAGAGAGGAGGUGGAAAGAUAAUGUUCGGUUAAAUUAGAAACUCGAAGUAUCUCAGCCAAAACUUCAAGUCUCUCGAUAAACAAACAACCACUUCCUCAUCGUUCUCAUCCUUUUUUUCAUCAUUAUCAUCGUUUUCCUUUUGUUUUCUCAUCUUCUCUUUUUCGAAUAUUUUUCUUAUUAUUCAGUUGCAAUUUUAAUUGUUCCUCGAUUCUCAUCAUUUCUCAAUCAAGGUCCUCUCUCUUUUACUUUCUCCCUCCUUCAAGUUUCAUAAGGCUUUAAUCAUAUUUCACUUCAAGUUGUUCAGAUGAUCACCAGUGAAUCUGUUGAUUACUUUUCACUUUAUAAUUGUUUCAUCAGUAGGUUGAUUAAAUCAUCAUAUCAGCAAAUCCAAGUUUUAAUUUCACGUUGUCUCAUCAGUCCAGUGCUUUGAUUAUAUUAACCAAAUGGAUCCAACUAACGAAUGAUACAACCAUGGAUUAAUUAAACUUCACAUCACGUAAUUAAUUGAUUAUAUAUAUUCUUGAUACUUUAAUCAAAAUUGUUUGUUUUGAUUUUACGACUUAAAUCACUUGUCUCAUCUGUUUGGUGUAUGAUUACAAUUCCUGUCCAGUGGCUUCAAAAUGCAAAGGUCACUGAAAUUGGAAACCGAAGGGUCAAGUGUUGUAAUUGAUUGUGAUGGUGAAGAUGAAGAACUCAGGAAAAUCAACAACGUUAACAACAAUGAAACCAACACCAUCACCACCGUCAAUAAUGAAUCAGAUACAAAUGAAAUUAUUGAUUCAGUUGAAUUGGAAAGUGAUAAUGAUGAUGAGAAUUGUGUUAAUUAUGAUGAUGAUGAUGAUGAGGUUAAAGGUGAUUCUAAUGAUGGUAAUCCUGGUGUUGAUUGUGAAGGUGAGAAAAGAUUAACUGUUAUGAGACAAAAAUUUGCUGUUGGUGGAGCUGAAACUGGAUCAUCAUCCAUUGAGGAUCGGCGUAUGUGUUGCACCAACGUGGCUCUUAUGGUCUAUAAAAAAGCUUGGGAAGGUGCAAGAAAAGCUCUCCCAAGAGCAACAAGGAAUCGUGGUAAUAAUAAUAAUCCCAAUUUGGAUGAUGGUUCAUCUUCAAUAACAACCCCAACGACUUUUAUUGAUCAACGAGGACAAUCAACUGGACGAUCUGAUCCUAAUCGAGUCAUUUCAUUUGAAUCGGAAGAUGAUCCAGCAACUGAGUGUUCAUUUGAAUAUGAAGAUGAUGAUAAUGGUGAUUUAAAGUGUUCUGUUGAAGAUAAUGGUAAAGUUAACGAUAGACCGACCGAAGAUUUUGUUGGAAAUGAUUCAUCAAAUGGUGGACCUGGAGAUGUUGAUCUUGAAUCGUUUAAAAGAGUUUAUAUGACCGAUGUAAUUCCCGAAGAGCCAGAUAAAGAAUCGGCUGCUGUUCAACUUGAGACACAAUUAAAGGAUAAAUUAGAUGAUAAUAGUAAUAUGAAAGAUAAUAGUGAUGCUUCAAAAUGGAGGAGACGAUUUCGACUCAAUGAGAGAGCCAAUGAAAUCAGUGAUCAGCAAGAAAGUUCAAUUGAACAAAAUAAUAACAAUAACGAAGAAACGAUUUCUAAACAAGAUUCAACGACUGAUCCACAAUUAAUCAGUGAAUCAGAUUUGGAUAAACCAAUGUCUAUAUCGGACAUUGAACGAUUUGUUCAAGUAACUUGUGAUCAAGUUAUGUCAAAGGUACGAGAAGAGGGUAUUGGUAUUGGCAGUGAUGACGAUGGAUCAGUGCGAGGAAGUGGAAUCUUCAAAGUUAGACCUGGAAUAAAAUUUGAAGAUUCAACAGACUCGAGAGUAUCGACUGAUUUGACACUUUCGACAAUUGAAAUACCAACGAUAACAAUUACUGAAGAUCAACUAGAUGAUUCAAGUGUUAUUAUUUCGGAAGCGACACUUCAUGAAACUGCAAGUGAAUAUGAAGGUGGUGAGUUACCUGAAGAUGGAGGAUCAACUCAAAGUGGAUUAAAGGGAAAAGCAACUGCCCUUAAAUCUAAGGUUAAAAAAUUGGGAUCAAAGGUGAAAGACAUUUUCAAAAGAGGAAAUACUCCAGAGGCUAGUCCAGCUUCUUCGCCAGUGGGUGAAUAUAUUGACAUCGAAGAGGAAAAGAGGCGUCGAAAAGAGGAAGAAAAAGAAGCUGAGAAAAGGCGGAAAGAGGAAGAAGCUGCUCGUAAAGAGGAAGCUGAACGAAAACGAAGAGAUGAAGAGCUGGAGAAAAGAGCGUUGGAGAUGGAGAAAAAAGCUGGAGCUGAAAUCGCCAAAGAAAGAGAACGACUGAAAAAAGAAGAGGCCAAAAGACUGAAAGAGGAAGAGAAAAGAAAGAAAGAGGAAGAGGAAAGACUGAGAAAAGAAGAGGAGAAAGCACGGAAAGAAGAAGAAAAAAGGAUGAAAAUUGAAGAGAAGAAACGCCGAGAAGAAGAGGAGAAGAGGAAAAAAGAAGAAGAAAAGAUGAGAAAGAUUAGAGAGGAAGAGGAAAAGAUGAGAAUUCGAGAAGAGGAGGAGAGAAAACUAGCCGAAGAAGAAAGAAAACGACAAAUUCAAGAAGAAGAAGAAGCAAGGAAACGAUGGGCCAUCGAAGAUGCUGAAAAACGAAGACGAUGGAUCGAAGAAGAGGCCGAAAAGCAUAGAAUUAAAUUCGAAGAGGAACAAGAACGAAAAAGAAAACAGAAACAAUUGGAAGAAGAAGAGCAAGAAAGAAAACGAAUAAGGCAAGCAGAAGAAGAAGAAGAAAGAAGGAGAAGAGAAGAGGAACAAGAAAAGGAGAAGGAAAAAGAAAAGGAAGAGGAAGAGGAAAAAGCUCGAGAAACACUAAAACGAAAACUCGAAGAUGAGGUCAAAGUGAAAAGUGUCCAACAUGAAGAUAAUGAAAAUAACCUUGACCAAGUAACGACAACAACUGUUACAGUUAUUGAAUCAGAUCAACCAUAUUAUGAAGUGGAUGGUACCAAAGAUGAUAUUAGACGAGCUUCCUCACCUUCGUUGGCCUCAGGUCAAGUUUCGGUAGCAAUGUCAAAGUCAACUUCUCAGGCGACUAUCAUGGUAACAUCACCUCAAGGUAGACGAGAUAAAAGGUCACAAUCUCGAGAUGAGGAAACUUUUGGACAGGCUGGUGAGUCCGAAGGGGAUAUCGAUCCUCACAUGGGAGGACGGAAGAGGAAAAAGAUGAGAAAACGACUUCGUGAUACCAAGAACAAGCUGAUUAACCUUAAAUCGAAAGCACUUGAAUCACUUCCUUCAAUGUCAUCAUUGAAAAGUCGAGUUAAAGAAAUACUCCCAGUUCGUGGGAACAAUAGUGGUGGUCAAGUAUCCGAAGGUGGACAAUUUAAUGAUGAAGAUCCUGCCUAUUCAAUUCACAGAGAGCAAAAAGUUUUCUCAGAGUAUCGAAAACGUUAUCCAGAUUCUGAGAAUGAAUUUUUCUCUGAUUCUGAGUUAGUUGAAUCACGAAAAUCAACAUUGAAAGCGAUGUCACCCGAUUUAGAUGGUAUGCCGGAUGGUAUGUAUGUCGAUAUGGAUGCAACUGCCGAUCGUGUUCAAAUGUUAUUAUCGCCUAUAAAUAGUCCACUAAGGCCACCAAGAAAAUCUGAUUAUGGUGGCGGAGGAAUGGGCUCAUCUUUUCACACUUCAGAACCCAAUAUAAGUAGGACGGGAACACAGAAGCCUAAACGAGCCCCACCACCACGACCUCCUCCACCUGAGGUUGACAUUUACUUGGUUAGUUCAACAAUGCUGAACACAUCAGCCACCGGAUCAACGGCAACAUCACUAGGCGCAUUGGAAGAGAUUGACUUGGCCAGUUCCGCUCGUGAUCUAUCCGAGUCAUUCAUUUCGACCAAAAAAGAGCCUGAAAAAAUACCAGCCUCUAUUUAUUACCGUAAAGUUGUUCGUGAUUGGCAAGAGCGACAUUUGAAGAAAAUGGAACAUGAAAUGGUUUCAGCUUCGUCUCCAAAUUUGGAGACUUAUCAACGUCCACCUCGACCAGGCCGUCAACCUCCUCGUAUUCCUCCUCUUCCUUUAACCACAGACCGUCCUCGACCUUUACCUCGACGAAAAUUGUCCCGAACAGGCUCUUUGCGACAAAAGAUGAUUGAACAACAAAAAAACGAGGAAAAUAAAGAAAACACUUUCGAUGGUUAUGAAACUUUAGGAACAAAACGAGAAUUUGAUCAUCCACCAUUACCAGGUAACUCUGGACUUCCACCUUUACCUCCACCUCGAUUUCGAAACGAUCGUCGAACUCCACUAUCAAAAUCUCCUUAUAGUACUUUACAUCGUCGACAAUUACAAUUACAACAGCAACAGAGACAAAUUCAACAUGAUUACUUAUUGACUUCUGAUCGAGCAAAUCUAGCCACCGAUGGUCUUUAUUGGAAGCCAUUUUCUUGGAAAACUGGACGUUGUCGAUCACUAACUGAGCUUUAUGUUAGAAAACGGACUCAACCACCCCAAGGACCUUCAAGUUUAAAACCUUCUGAGAUCGGAUCAUCUGAACAUUCUUUAAGUCAAGAGCCUUUAGAACAAUCUCUUUCAUACCGAUUAAUGUCACAAUACUGUUCACCUCCACGACCACCCCCACCAACGAUAAAAACCGAAUCCGCUUCCGAUGAACUACUAACGAAUCUUAUUAGUUCAAUAGAAGAUCAAAGGACGACAGUUGAACCACUUUACUCAACAAUAGAUCGUAGUAAAAAACUGAAACGUGACAUUGGACUAAUGGUACUUGAAGAAUCAAAUGGCGGUGAUACUUUAAUACAAAAUCGACCUUUACCCGCUCCACCUUUGCCUCCUCGAAGUAAACGAAAAAAUUCCUGCUCUCGAUCUCGUUCAAAUUCACCUUACCUUAGUUUAACCAAUUCUUCUGUUGACCUAAACCGACCUGAUGCAACAAUCAUCAGGCCAAUUUCACCAUAUCCACCAUUGGGUAUGGUGGAUGUUUCCGUUGAAACAGGAUCACAAUUAAUUAAUCCUUCACCAAGUAAAUCAAAAGAGUGUCAAACAUCAUUGGAGGACAUUGUUGUUGACAAACAAUCAAAUUUAACCAAUAGUGAUAAUAAUUUAAGAUUAAUUAAAGACGCAAAAGAGUCUCAACUUACAUUUGAAAAUAUUGAAGGCUAUUUUGAAGAUAUUGAUGGUCGUGAAUCGAUCACACCAACACCAACAACAAUAGCAGAAUCAGCAAUUACCAAAAAUCAAAUCGCAAUUAAGGUAACACCUGAACGAGAAGUGAUAUUAAUCGAUGAUUCUAAACAACCCAACGACGUUUCAACCAAAAUUUGUCAACUUAAACGAACGAAACUUUCAUCAUCAUCAUCAUCUAAAGAUCAAUCACCUCCUUUGGUAACUGCAAACAGUGUUAAUGAUAAUAACUCUGUUCCCAAAGUUGUCAAUCAACCCUCAGGUCAAGAUUCGAUGGGUCGACUUGAUGAUGAAGGUUCGAAUCGGACAAUGACCAGUUACUAUGACGCUGAAGAAUGUGACACCGAUAUGGAUACUUUUACCGAUCUUGAUUCAAUAUCGACCGAAACAAAUGCAACUCUAACAGCUUCCAGUCAAUUCCAUUCAGUUUAUUCUGAACCUUUAAUUUCAUCAACCACCACAACCACAAGUCAUUAUGACACCGAUGAGGGAGAUAGUAAAACAAUGGAAAUUCCUUGUCAACCAUCAAUCGCCGCUCCCUUAGUACCUUCAAAAGGUAAAAGUGAAGAUGAGAAUAUCGGAAAUGAAGAAAUGACACAAUCAUCAUCAUCGAAAACCGUUCCAUUGGUUGCUGAACAUGUAACCAUAGAGGAAGAUUCUGAUGACGAUAUGUUACAACCUCGAGUUGCCUCACCAAGCGAAAUGAGAGCUUAUAUUUCCCGAAGACGAAUGCGACCCGAUUCAAUGGAUGCUUCAGAUUCUGAAUGACUAAAGUAUUUAUUACAUAUAGAUGUUUAAUUGAUGUUACCAAAUUAUACUCGAGAAUAUGAAAUUGAUUAUAUCAACAAUCAAACCGAAAUCUCAUUGUGAGAGUACCACAAUUUGGAUUAUAAAGAGAAACACACAAUCAAUAAUGGUGGAAACAGUUUAUCAGAGAAAAGGAAUUAAAUUUUAAUCGAAGAAAAUGACGAUGAUUUAAAUCUAAAAUUAACAAAUUUAAAAAUUGUUUUUAAUUGGCUUCAGAAUGUUAAGCAAUUAAUCAAAAACUGUAAACAAAAAGUUAAAUCAACAAAAAAUCCCCUUCAUUGUUAUAAAUCAAAAGAUAAUUAAAAUAGUGUUAUUAUUAAAAACAACACACACACACAAUCAAUUUGAUGAGAAUUUAAUUCAA